Messenger RNA from Gossypium arboreum, 1608 nucleotides. RefSeq names its product COBRA-like protein 4. The coding region runs from base 3 to 1472 and encodes 489 amino acids. The transcript has 7 exons. Gene Ontology annotation, cellular component: plasma membrane. Lineage: Eukaryota; Viridiplantae; Streptophyta; Magnoliopsida; Malvales; Malvaceae. The record is from RefSeq and is a predicted model, not a curated record. Gene Ontology annotation, biological process: cellulose microfibril organization; plant-type cell wall cellulose biosynthetic process.
CCAUGAAAUAUGAACAACCAGUUGGUAAGCCAUUUUCAAAGCAAUAUUCCUCCGCCAAUAUAUACUUUUCCCUUUCCUUUUUUAGCUCAAGCAUUAAUGCAAACACCUUCCUGUCUCCUCUGUGUUCUUGCCAAGAACUUGGUACUUCACUCAAUAUUCUGAAACAAGAAAUGAAGUCCAUAUGUGGUCUAGUUGUUCUUUUUUUUGUAAUGCUUCCCCAUGCUGCUGCAUAUGAUCCACUGGAUCCAACUGGAAACAUAACAAUAAAAUGGGAUGUUGUCUCUUGGACGGCUGAUGGCUAUGUGGCAUCAGUGACGAUGAGCAACUUCCAAAUGUACCGUAGCAUCGUGAGCCCGGGGUGGACACUAGGGUGGCAAUGGGCUAAGAAAGAAGUGAUAUGGUCCAUGGUUGGGGCUCAAACCACCGAGCAAGGUGACUGUUCCAAAUUCAAAGGAAAUGUGCCCCACUGUUGUUUGAGGAAGCCUGUUGUGGUGGAUUUACUCCCUGGCGUUCCUUACAACCAGCAGUUCUCCAAUUGCUGUAAAGCCGGUGUAGUGUCCGCUUGGGGACAAGAUCCGUCGAGUUCAGUCUCCGCCUUUCAAGUCAGCGUUGGAGUCGCUGGAACUUCAAAUAAAACAGUAAAGCUACCCAUGAAUUUCACUUUGCUCGGUCCGGGGCUAGGCUACACUUGUGGCCCUGCUAAAGUUGUGCCUUCCACGGUCUACUUAACAGCCGAUUAUCGGCGAAAAACUCAGGCAUUGAUGACAUGGAAUGUAACAUGCACUUAUUCACAAUUUCUUGCCGCAAAGAACCCAAAAUGUUGUGUUUCAUUCUCAUCUUUCUAUAACCAGACUAUCACACCUUGUCCGAAAUGCGCUUGCGGCUGUCAGAAUAAAAACAACUGUGUUGUGAGUGAUUCGAAGCAAGCACACAAGAAAGGAAUAAAUACACCAAGGAAAGACAAUGCGCCAUUGUUACAAUGCACACAUCAUAUGUGCCCAAUAAGAGUGCAUUGGCAUGUGAAGCUCAACUACAAGGAUUACUGGCGUGUAAAGAUAGCCGUUACAAAUUUCAAUUACCGCAUGAACUACACACAGUGGACACUAGUUGCUCAGCAUCCCAAUCUCAAUGCCGUCACCCAAGUUUUUAGCUUUGAUUACAAGCCUCUAGUGCCCUAUGAAGCAAUAAAUGAUACAGGCAUGUUUUAUGGCAUGAAAUUCUACAAUGACCUAUUAAUGGAAGCAGGGCCUCAAGGAAAUGUACAGUCAGAGGUGCUGUUAAGGAAAAACAAGGACACAUUUACCUUCAGACAUGGGUGGGCAUUUCCUCGGAAAGUCUACUUUAAUGGCGAUGAAUGCUUGUUGCCUCCUCCUGAUGCUUACCCUUUUCUUCCCAACUCUGCUAAAGUAAACUCGAUCACUAUAUCAACAAUGGUGGUCUCUGCCCUACUGUUUCUAUUCAUCAUUAGUUGAAGAUCAUAUGAAAAGAAGAUGGAAGGUUGAAUCGGUGAAAUCUCCAAUUCUCAAUUCUAACUAAUUCAACGGGUUGAAUAAUGUAAAUUGUAUUUCUUUUUUAAUACUUAAAUACUAAAGUUCAUGUUAAAUAUAA